Messenger RNA from Caenorhabditis bovis, 1209 nucleotides. The record is from the annotation of a GenBank genome assembly. Lineage: Eukaryota; Metazoa; Nematoda; Chromadorea; Rhabditida; Rhabditidae.
AUGCUUCCCGACCUCGAGAAUUGCGACGAUCAUCGAAAUUUUGAUGAGCGCCGCGACGGCGCGAGAAUGCAAUCAUCGAUUUCGAAACGAGCCAGCGACACGAAGAAAUCGCUCCGAGAGAUUGGCGAAGGUGUUCAGAAGCGGCUUCAGACAUCGCAAAGUUUGCAAAGGAUCGGCGAGGAUGACGCGAAUACACCGAGGGCGCCUCCUAGACCAAAUCGAGAAAUAUAUCGGAAUUCUAUAGAAACUAUAAGUAUAAGAAACAGAAACAAGAAUCUUCAAUCAACAUCUUAUGAUAGUCAAGAACAAGAUAGUCAUGAAGAAAAUGUUGUUAUACACCGUCAUUAUUACACAAUCGCCUACACAAUUGUCAUAAUAGCGUAUCUAGCAGGCUUCACAGAGUAUUUAUAUUUUCGGUUAACGUCUAUUUUGGUGCCCGAGCAUUUGGUUUUUCAUCCGCCAUGCGAAGGAAAAGCCAAUCGAAAAAUUGGAAAGGAUGGUUUCCAUUAUGGUGUUUCGAUAUGCGCAUUCAUCGGAAUCGCAAUUUUUCAGCUCAUGUGCUUUUUCGGGCUAACAAUUUCGGAGAAAUGGACGAAAACGUCGGAGAAUCCACGAGACAGCCAACAGGCGGCGCGACGCGUCGAAUUCGCGCAAUUCAUUCGCAAUUUGAUCGCGACAACCAUGUAUCGCGUUUUUAUAUGUUAUGCGGUUUGUGCUUUGAUCAAUUGUGCCAUCAUUUUCUAUAUGGUUGGAAUUCAGGAUUCCCUUGGCGACAUUGUUAGCACAAUAUUAUUGUACAUAUUUGAUGUCAUCGUCAUUCUCUACUUCAUUGCGUUUCCAUUGACAACCGCAAUUUAUCAUCCAUACAUUGAAUGCUUCAAAAAAAGAGGGGCACCACGGCAAAAAUUCCGAAUCAAUACUACCACACCGGUGGAUCCUCGAACUCAAACAUCCACAUUGGAAAGCAACAUUGAGAAUCUGGACGCCGCGAUCGAGCAGUCUCGAAGUCCCACGAUUCAUAUAAUUCCGAAGCUCAACUUCUCGCGGGAUGACCCUUUAAGGCAGCCGAUCGGAGAGCCACCAAUCCUUGAGAAUUACCUACAAUCGCCUAGAAGGGCGUUGCCGAGAAGAGACGACGUCAGCAGUAGCGAAUCGGACGAUUCUUCAGCUUCAACAAAUUCCAGUCGUAGAUAUUCAACAUUAGUCUGA